AAAUGCUAGAAAAGAAUCAGUCCGCAGAAUGCUCGCGUUACACAAAGUAAAUGAGAAUGAUCGAAAGACACAAAAAGAGUUCACACAGCUUCGACGCGUUUGUAACCCAGCAUCCAUCUUUCUGUCUUACCUCUUUGUUCUAUGUCGUCGCGCCUUUCAGAUCCCAGAGUAACAACGUCCCUGGGACGCUCUCUUGCGUUCGGGGUUUCCCCCCAAUGACUAUGCAGCAGCAAUCCAACAGGCUCUUUGUUAUCUACUAGACCGACUCUCUCUCUCUUUCUCUCUUGGCAACAAAGCACGUCUGCUCAGCUUUUUUUUUCUCUGUCUUGGCAGUUCUUCUUGCAUAUGGUAAGAGGAGGGGUCAUGCUUCCUGGCCCCUCUUCUCUGGCGCUCUAU
Gamsiella multidivaricata is the source of this 396-nucleotide messenger RNA. RefSeq lists its product as uncharacterized. The record is from RefSeq and is a predicted model, not a curated record. Bases 51 to 260 code for a protein of 69 amino acids. The transcript has a single exon. NCBI's taxonomy places the organism in Eukaryota, Fungi, Mortierellomycota, Mortierellomycetes, Mortierellales, Mortierellaceae.